Serinus canaria (Common canary) is the source of this 373-nucleotide messenger RNA. RefSeq names its product V-set and immunoglobulin domain-containing protein 8-like. NCBI's taxonomy places the organism in Eukaryota, Metazoa, Chordata, Aves, Passeriformes, Fringillidae. Gene Ontology annotation, cellular component: intracellular anatomical structure. The record is from RefSeq and is a predicted model, not a curated record. The annotation marks the transcript as partial. The transcript is spliced from 2 exons.
GCCCCGCGCGGGCCGCCUGCCCUCGGAGCCUUCUUCCGUCCUCCUCCUCCUCCUCCUCCUCCUCCUCCUCCUCCUCCUCCGCGGCGCCAUGGCAGGGCACGGCGCCAGCCUGCUCCUGCUGCUCGGGAUGCUGCCAGCUCUCCUGGUGGCCGUCAGGAUCAAUGGCAAUGGCCGCGAGGUUCUGUACCUGGCCAAGGGUGACUCGGUCAAGCUGGGCUGUCCCUAUGUCCUGGAGCCCGAGGACAACGGACCGCAGGGCGUGGGCAUCGAGUGGAUCCAGAUCAGCCCCGAGAGACCCAGCCCCGAGAACGUGGUGAGGGACACGGGGGCUCGGGGGGCUCGGGGGGCUCGGGGGGCUCGGGGGGCUCGAGGG